Nerophis lumbriciformis (worm pipefish) is the source of this 519-nucleotide messenger RNA. The record is from RefSeq and is a predicted model, not a curated record. NCBI's taxonomy places the organism in Eukaryota, Metazoa, Chordata, Actinopteri, Syngnathiformes, Syngnathidae.
AUGUCGAGCAAAAGGGCCAAGGGCAAGAAUACCAAAAAGCGUCCUCAGCGCGCCACCUCCAAUGUUUUUGCUAUGUUCGACCAGUCCCAGAUCCAAGAGUUCAAGGAGGCCUUCAACAUGAUUGACCAAAACAGGGACGGCUUCAUCGACAAGGAGGACUUGCAUGACAUGUUAGCCUCUUUAGGUAAGAACCCCACAGAUGACUAUUUGGAGGCCAUGAUGAAUGAAGCCCCAGGUCCCAUCAACUUCACCAUGUUCCUCACCAUGUUUGGGGAAAAGCUAAAUGGCACAGACCCUGAGGACGUCAUCCGCAAUGCUUUCGCCUGCUUUGACGAGGAGGGCACCGGUAUGAUCCAAGAAGAACAGCUUCGCGAGUUGCUGACCACCAUGGGUGACAGGUUCACAGAAGAAGAGGUGGACGAGCUCUUCCGCGAGGCGCCCAUUGACAAGAAGGGCAACUUCAAUUACGUGGCGUUCACACGCAUCCUCAAGCACGGCGCCAAGGACAAAGAUGAUUAG